Jaculus jaculus (lesser Egyptian jerboa) is the source of this 4566-nucleotide messenger RNA. It is a transcript of the gene Flvcr1, whose product is annotated as FLVCR heme transporter 1. The record is from RefSeq and is a predicted model, not a curated record. Gene Ontology annotation, molecular function: heme binding; heme transmembrane transporter activity. Gene Ontology annotation, biological process: heme export; mitochondrial transport; transmembrane transport. Lineage: Eukaryota; Metazoa; Chordata; Mammalia; Rodentia; Dipodidae. Gene Ontology annotation, cellular component: membrane; mitochondrion. Bases 1 to 1653 code for a protein of 550 amino acids. The transcript is spliced from 10 exons.
AUGGCGCGGCCGGACACUGAGGAGGGGCUGGCCGAGGCGCCCAAGCACCCGCUGGUGAACGGCUACCUUCCGGUGCCGGGGGGCGCCCCCGCCGGGGAGGGGAGCGCGGGGCCGCUGCACGGAGCCGAGGCGGGCGACGUGUCCCCGAACGGGGUCGUUGCGGACCUCCCCGGCGGGCCGCGGACGCUGCUGGCCCCGGAGGAGGAGACGCAGGCCCGGCUGCUGCCCGCCGCGGGCGCGGGCGCGGGGGAGGACGGCCCGGGGCCCGGGGGCGCGCGGCGGCCGCGCACGGCGCUGUCGGCGCGGCGCUUCGUGGUGCUGCUCGUCUUCAGCCUGUACUCGCUGGUGAACGCCUUCCAGUGGAUCCAGUACAGCAUCAUCAGCAACGUGUUCCAGGGCUUCUACGGCGUGUCCCUGCUGCACAUCGACUGGCUGUCCAUGGUGUACAUGCUGGCCUACGUGCCCCUCAUCUUCCCGGCCACCUGGCUGCUGGACACCCGGGGCCUGCGGCUCACCGCCCUGCUGGGCUCGGGCCUCAACUGCCUGGGCGCGUGGGUCAAGUGCGGCAGCGUGCAGCCGCAUCUCUUCUGGGUCACCUUGUUGGGCCAGUGCCUGUGCUCCGUGGCCCAGGUGUUCAUCCUGGGCUUGCCCUCCUGCAUCGCCUCGGUGUGGUUUGGACCCAAGGAGGUGUCCACGGCUUGUGCCACUGCAGUGCUGGGCAAUCAGCUUGGAGCUGCAGUUGGCUUUUUGUUACCACCUGUUUUGGUGCCCAACACACAGAAUACAAGUGACCUGGCUAAUAACAUCAGCAUCAUGUUUUAUGGAACAGCAGGUGUCUCCACACUUUUAUUUAUUUUAACAGUAGUUGCAUUCCAAGAAAAGCCUCCAUUCCCACCAAGUCAGGCUCAAGCAGCUCUUCAGGACAAUCCUCCGGAGAAGUACUCCUACCGAAAAUCCAUCAGAAACCUGUUCAGAAACAUCCCUUUUAUCCUCCUGUUGAUCACGUAUGGUAUCAUGACUGGAGCAUUUUACUCAGUUUCAACAUUGCUGAAUCAAAUGAUACUGGAAAGUUAUAAGGGGGAAGAAGUGAAUGCUGGAAGGAUCGGGCUAACACUGGUCGUAGCUGGAAUGGUGGGCUCCAUUCUCUGUGGCUUGUGGCUGGAUUAUACCAAGACAUACAAACAGACAACUUUGACGGUAUACAUUUUUUCCUUCAUUGGGAUGGUGAUAUUUACUUUCACGUUGGACUGCGGAUACAUUAUCGUGGUGUUUGUUACUGGAGGGAUCCUGGGUUUCUUCAUGACUGGUUAUCUGCCUUUGGGCUUUGAAUUUGCUGUUGAAAUCACUUACCCUGAAUCGGAGGGCACAUCAUCUGGUCUUCUUAAUGCUUCUGCACAGAUAUUUGGAAUUUUGUUCACAUUGGCUCAAGGAAAGCUCAUAUCAGUCUAUGGUGCUAUGGCAGGAAACACUUUCCUCUGUGCUUGGAUGCUUUUGGGCGUCAUUUUAACAGCACUGAUCAAGUCUGACCUGAGAAGACACAACAUAAAUACAGGACGGACAAAUGGUGACAUUAAAGCUGUGCCAGUUGAUAGUCCCAUGGAUCAAGAUCCAAAACCAAUUACAUUUUCUAAGCAAUCAGAAGCAUCGCUUUGAAGAGGAAAGAGUUGUGGCCCCUCAGCAGUUGGGAUAUGGCAUGGUGAUUUUCAGAGCACUGUAGGAACAGUAAGGUGGGUUUCUAAGGAUGGCAAUGGACACUUACUUUACUUGGCAUUAUUGGAUGAACACUACAUGAACUUGUUAUUUUUGUUUAGUUAUUAAUUUAAGCAAUAUUUUGCUUAAAAAUCUUCUGCUGGACUGGGAGAUGGCCCGGCGAGUAAGAGUGCAUCCACUCAAGCAUGAGGGCCUGAGUCUGACCCCCACACCCAGGUACAAAACUGGCCAUGGCCACGCACACCUGCUGCCCCGGUCCUGAGAGGGGCAGAGACAGAUCACUGAGCUCGCAGGUCAGCCGGCUGACUGAACAUGACAGCUCUGAGUUCAGUGAGGGGCUCGACUGCUCAAGGAAAAACCCACCCCGAGGCUAACUCCAGUGGGGGGCAGAAAAGGACUCCAGAUACCGUCCUUGGUUGGGUCUCUGAUGCGUACGCAUGGGGCAUGCUCAAGCGUGCACAUACACACACACCGAAACCAGGAAGUACGUGCUUCUGCUUCCAUCAUGUCCACACUGCCAUUGAUCUAGCUGGUGGCCUGUUCCCAGCUGGUACUGUGUCUGAAAGGUUUUUUGACAUAUACUUUCAGAAGUAAGUGUUUUUGUAGAAAACAGACACUUUACUAGCAAUCUUUCCAAAGUGAUAAUGUGGGGGUCUAGUCCCUACAAGGCACACAAGAGUACAUGCCACUGAUAUGUACACUUAACACAGUAGACCAAAUGUCCACUGUACUUGUAAACUGAUACCUGUCCAUUGGGCUGACCACCAACAGUGUCAGCAUAGUUGACCAGCGUGAUGCCUCUGACUGCUCUUCAGAGGACAGUGUUGUGAACAGGCUCCCGGAUGAGCUGUUGGGCUUUCCCCAUUUCUUACGCUCUUGUUACGGUGUGUAGUAACAGGUACUGUCACUAGUCACAAAAUGGUUCUGUGCGCAGGUGUCCCCAUGACUGUGGCUUGAGAUGACACUGUAAUUGAGCUGAGGAGUUGAGACACAGGCCCGUCCUCCUGGUCCUUUCCGUGCUGCCCCCAUAGGAAACAAACGCUAGCUCUGUUGUUUCUGUUGUACAACUUGAAUGGCUUUAGACCCUUGGUCCAUUUGGGCUCCUUACAUGUCACUGGCUAUUUCAUGUUUUUGGUUUUUUUUAAUUUUUAUUUAUUUAUUUGACAGAGAAAGAGGGAGAGAGAGAGAGAAAGAAUGGGUGCGCCAGGGCCUCCAGCCACUGCAAACGAACUCCAGACGCGUGCACCCUCCCUUGUGCAUCUGGCUAACAUAGGUCCUGGGGAAUUGAACCAAGGUUCUUUGGCUUUGCAAGCAAAUGCCUUAACCACUAAGCCAUCCCUCCAGCCCUUCACAGUUUGUUUUUAAUCACAUCCUGUAUUUUGCCUUGAAGAUUCAUGAGAUAAGGAAAUGUGUGAUAACACCACGUAACCCAGGUGUCACCAUUGAGUGGAGGCCCCUUGAAAUGCUGCCUGUCCCAGUUGAGUGGUAUCACUUUGCUGACAGCUAGCUCUCCUCUGAGGAGCGCACGCCCACCAGCACUGGGCAGGAUUCUUUCCCUCACUUCCCCGCAGAGUACGUGUAGUCGCCACUCUGCGGGAGUGGUUUGCUCUUGUCCAUGCUCAAGGGAAGGAGACUAGACCAAAUAUAUUUUCACAGUGCCUACUGUGUUUUGUUUACAGUGAGACUUUCAAUGUUGGUGUCCUGAUUCUAGACUACUGCAAUGACAUUUGAUCACCCACAUUACUUACAUAAUGUUCGUUCACACAAAAAAGCCAGUCAGGUCACAAAUGCUUGAAGCAAAUAACAACUUUAAUUUAAACAGUUAUGCCUUGAUUUAUCUUGAUUUUUUUAAUAUUGUCUUUCGGUAAAUGGUUAUAAAUUAUGUAGAAUCUGACACUGGAAAAUGUUACUAAAAGAGCAUGCAUAGCUAAGGAUUAGGAAGUUUGCUUCCUUGUCCUAGGCAUGUUUCUGUCACAGUAAUAACUGGAAAAGUCACUGAAUUUCUCAGACAACAUUUUCCCAGUCCGUGAAAUCAUUGUAUUCACUUUGAUCUCAAAGAUCUUUUAAAAAAUAUUGUCACUCAUCAUGGAGUAGAACAAAUCACUGUACCUUAGUCUAAAUCCAGCCAGAGAAUUCGAGCUACAGAAAAUCCUCUGGACAAGUGGAUGAACAACUGUGACUGGCCCCGUGUAGAGACAGGGCUUUGAAAUCUCUGCUCAGUGUUUACGGUCAGUCUGUAGAAGAAGCUCGGCAGAAUUUGUGCAAUUAGUACCUUCUUUUGAUGUUUAUAUUACAGGAUAAAAUGACCAGAAUAUGUCAGUGUGUCUCCUGGUACAUAAUUGUUUCUAUUUUUAGAUUGUCAGUGUUGUUUAAAAUAGCUGUAUAUUGUUGAGUUCCAAAGCUUUGAACAAAUUGCAGAUAAAAGUUGAAAUACUUAUAUCUGAGAAGCAUAUCCUUAUAUACUUUAUUUUUCCUUUUUCAUAAAGAGGAUGAAAUACAAUGUAAUAAUAACAAAAUGAAUUGUGAUUUUUCUGUAUUUUGAGUGAAUUGUGGAUAAUAAACCAAACAAGGAUAUCAUGUAGUUCUGUGUCAGGACUUUGUGAAGAGGGAUAGAAAUGAUCACCUGUGUGAAGCUUAAAUGUUCUAGGAAGGAUACUGAGUUCUUUUAUCCUUGGAGAAUGUUGGAGCUGCCUUCGCAAGUACGCUUGUUUUAGGAAUGUCCGUACGGGCGUCGGCUGGCUGGUUCCUGUGUCAUGUCGCCAUCUGUGUUCUGGUUGUGCUGUUUUUACAGUUUCUCUCAAUGUUUAUUACUCUUUAUUAUUUCAAACCUUGAAAUAAAUUUAUUUUUAAUGCUAA